This is a messenger RNA of Tyto alba (common barn owl), 4346 nucleotides long. RefSeq names its product CACN subunit beta associated regulatory protein (gene CBARP). Gene Ontology annotation, cellular component: plasma membrane; secretory granule. The record is from RefSeq and is a predicted model, not a curated record. The transcript has 10 exons. Gene Ontology annotation, molecular function: transmembrane transporter binding. Bases 289 to 2613 code for a protein of 774 amino acids. Gene Ontology annotation, biological process: negative regulation of calcium ion-dependent exocytosis; negative regulation of voltage-gated calcium channel activity. Lineage: Eukaryota; Metazoa; Chordata; Aves; Strigiformes; Tytonidae.
UUGGGGGGCAGGCAGGGAGCUGUGGUACAGGCAGGGCUCGGGGCAGCCCCUGUCCCCACGUGACGGCCGCGCCGCGCGGGGGCGGCUCCGGUUCAUUCAUAAAUCCCGGGGCCGCUCCGCUGCACCGAGCGCGGCGGCGGCGGCGAUGGAGCCCCGGUCCCGGUGGUAGCUCCGCACCGCGGUGCCGGGCAGGGCCCGGGGCCGGGUAGGACCCGCCGCCGCCGCCCCCGGCCCGGCCCCUCCCGCCGUCUCCCCCCACCCCAGGACACGUUCGGGCCGGGACGGACCAUGAGCGAUGACCCGACACCCUGGGACAACGCGACGGAGAGCAGCACGGCGGUGCCCGGUGAGGUGGCCCCCCAGGAUGGCUACGUGCUGCUCCUCGCCCUGCUCUCCAUCUUCAUCGGCGGCACCCUGGUCCUGCUCUCCGGCAUCCUGAUCGUCUGCCGCCGGUGCUGCGAGGCCGACCGCCGGCACUCCAGAGCCAGCGAUGACCCGGAGAAAACCAACACCACCUACCUGGACGACUCGCAGCCAGCCCAGGAUAUCACCAUCAAAGUGGAGGACCCCGACUGCCUGUCGUCCUCCAGCUACCGGGAUGUGGAGGGUGAGCGGUUCCUCUCCUCCAGCUCCUCCACCGCCCGCCGCGUCUCCUUCAACGAGGCCGCGCUCUUCGACCAGGGCAAGAAGACCCAGGAGAAGGGGAGGAGGUACACGCUGACAGAGGGGGACUUCCACCACCUGAAGAACGCCCGCCUGACCCACCUGCACCUCCCGCCGCCCGCCCUCAAGAUUGUCACCAUCCACGAGUGCGAGUCCAGCGAGAACAGCCUGGCCAUGACCCCCCGCCUGCCCCCCCCCAAGCCCGGCCUCGCCAUCUUCCAGCCCCCCGGGGGGGCCCUGCCCCAGCCGGCGCUCCCCAGCCAUGCCGUGUGCCCCAGCUCUGCCCUGCCCGGGGACACCUACAACUCCACCGUGGACACCAGCUUCACCGAGGCCAGUCCCUCCGCCUCCUCCGACUCUGGGGAGGGCCCCUCGUUUGCAGCAGCACCCAGGAGCGGGAAGGCAGCCGGGAUGGGCAGUGCUGGUCCCGGGGAGCCCCCCCCGGCCCCCGCCCAGGGCACUGUCCUGCAGUUCUUCACCCGCCUGCGCCGCCACGCCAGCCUGGACGGGGCCAGCCCCUAUUUCAAGAUCAAGAAGUGGAAGCUGGAGAGCACCCAGCGGGCAUCCAGCCUGGACACGAGAGGGUCCCCCAAACGGCGGCAGUUCCAGCGUCAGCGGGCGGCCAGCGAGAGCAUGGACCAGGAGGAUCGGGACCCUCACCAGACCGACAUCAUCCAGUACAUCGCCCGCACGGACGACGUGGCCUUCCACCCCGCGGGCGGCCCCUUCCUGCCCUCCCCCGCCAGCCCCCCACCCUCUCUCGGCAGGCUAGAGCUGGGCGAGGGGGGCAGCCCCGGCGAGGCCGGCGUCCCCGAGCAGCCCAGCACCUACCACGACAUCUGGAGCUUGCGCGCCUCGCUGGAGCUGUACGCCUCCUCCGAGCGGAGCAACGACCAGGACUCGGUGCGCAGCGACGGCGGGGACAGCGUCUCCUCGGCCGGCGGCAUGCCCCCCUGCCCCUCCUCCUCCCUCGAUGAGGCCGAAGGCCCCGAGGAGAAGCUCUGGGGUCGGCCCAAGCCGGAGGAGUCGGAGCCCGGCACCCGCAAGCUGCUGCAGAUGGACAGCGGCUACGCCUCCAUCGAGGCGCCCAGCCGGGGGGGCGAGGAGGGGCCCCCCAAGGACCAGACGGCCUCCGAGAAGCGCAUUUGCUUCACCAGCGCGGGGCGGAAAGGCACCAUCUUUGAGAGCUUUGAGGGCCGGGAGCCAGAGGAGGAGGAGGAGGAGGAGGAGGAAGAAGAGGAGGAGGAGGAGGAGGGGAGCACAGCCCGGGGCGCAGCUGGGGGGGGACCCCCCCAUCCCCACAGCCCCCUGGCCUGGUCCCCGUACGGGCAGAUGUUCCCGGGGCGGGAUGCGCUGCCCCGGCGGGACUACAGCAUCGACGAGAAGACGGACGCCCUGUUCAACGCCUUCGUGCGCCACGACCCCCAGUUCGACGAGUCGCCGCUGCGGGGGGGGAAGCACCGCUCCCGCACCCACCUCCGCAAGCAGUGGCAGCACACCAAGCAGUACAGCGACCCCGGCGUGCGCUACCCAGCCCUGGAGCGGCACCGCACGCCCCUGCGCCGGGGGGACAGUGCCAACUACCCCCUGGACGCCCGCUUCCACAGCCCCCUGCCCCGCAUCGUCAGCGCCGGCGACGAGGAGGCGGCGGAAGCGGCUGAGGGGGUCCCCCCCGCCCCGGCGCUGCCCGACCCUGAGAUCCAGGUGAUCGUGGAGGAGCCCGGAGAGGUGGCCCCUGAACCCAAAGUGGGGUCCGAGCCCCCCGGGGACGACGACUGCCCCGGCCCCGGGAGGUGCCUGGGGCUGGGCUCCGGCUCGGAGCUGAUGGACAAGAUCGCCGGCGGCCUCGAGGAGCGGCUCUACGGGCACUUGAGGAAAACGGGAGCGAGGGCCGAGCCCGCGGUGGCCGUGGCGGCCAGCGAUGCCCCCCCCGACCACAGCCCUGUCUAGGUGCAGCGUGACGGGGAGAGACCCCGGUGGAGGGGGGCUCGGCCCCCACUAGCCUUCGGGGCCCCAUCCCCUCCUGCUGCCGGCGUGGGGAGCAGCCCGGGGUGCCGCAGGAAGGGUGGCCCCAGCGUGAGAUGGCCAGGAGGGCACGUGGGGUCCCCUGACCGAACCCCCCAUCCCCCCCCCCCGGUGCAGUGGGGGGCCGGUAGCGUGGGGUGGUCGAGCCCCCUCGCUCCUGCGAGCGAGGUGCCAGGCAGCGGCGGAGGGGCCCGGGCUGGGGGUGCCCGGAGGUGAAGCAGAGCGUUGGCCAGGGAGGGGAGGGGGGGGGGUCAACGACCAGGGACGUGGCUAAUAAACCCCCAAACCCAGCCGAGGCCCAAUCCUGACCUCACGGCAGAGCGCUGUAGCAGAUACGCUCCCCCCUCUCGCUCCUGUUUUUUUUUCCAAGCAAUAAUGCCUCCCGGCCAGCCAAGGACCAUCCUGGUGAGGAAGGGGCCGGAGCUGGGUUUGUCCCCCCACUCCGAUGGCUGGGGGAUGCCGUGGUGCCACCCUGCCGGGGGGGGUGGGGGUUGGAGUCACCCCCUCAUGCCCAUGAACCCCCAACCCCCCCCCCCAGUGCUGCAGGGAGCCUGGGAUCCAAACUGGAACUGGGGGCCCUGGGGCUGCUGGGCAGGAGGACGCUGGAGGGGCUUGUGCAUCUCCCCCCCCCCCCGCCCCUUCUCCCAGGGCAGGGGCCAGCCGUGGGCCCCCCCCCCGGCAGCAUCCCGAGGGUGGGGGGAGGCAGGACCAGCCCUGCACCCCCAUAAGUACACCCAGAGGGGUGGAGGCUGCUGGGGGCACCCAGGGUGAGAGCAGGGUGUGGGGGGGUGUCAGGCCAGCAUGUGCCCUGGGUGCCCCCCCCGGGGGCUGGGCGCCGGGCUCGGGGCAUGCAGAGGAUAUUUAUUGAUUUUUACAGAGGUGGAUGCUGCUGCUCUGGGGGAGGGGUGAGCUUUUUACUGGGGUUUUAUUUGUGAUUCAAAGGAUGGGUGAAGGAAAAAAAAAAAAAAAAAAGCCCAAGCUGGGGUAGCUGGGAGACUUGGCGGGGGGGGGGGGGAGGGGGGGGGGCAGAGGGGCUCAGCCACGGGCCCCCCCCAGUGCCCCUCCAUUGCAUGCGAGUAGAGGCCAGGUCGCUCCUUCCCUCUGCAAAGUCUCCUUCCAAAGCACUAACUACAACUCAGCAUUUUUAAGUCUAUAAACAAAGGAGAAAAAAAAAACCUGUGACUUUUCUGAGCUUGUUUCCUACCUUCCACCCACCCGGGGGGCUGCUGGAGGGGGGCAGGGGCCCGAUCCUGACCCAGCAUUGCCCCUGCGCUCGCUCCCAGAAGAGCAGGGUGGCCCGGGGGGGGGGCCCCGCACCCCAAAAGGAGCACAGCCCCCAGGAAGAAGGGCUGGCUGAGCCCCAGCCCACACCCCUCACCCCGCCUGCUGCAGGAGGAAGGACAUGAAACCCACCUCGCUGUUUUCACUUUAUUUUUUUUUCUUUAAAAAAAAAAAAAAAAGAAAAAAAAAGAAAAAAAGACAACGAAUGCACCCAUUCCCUUUUCCGAGCCCUUUUACAGCAUGCAGGUUUAAUAGAGUUUUGCUUUGUCUUAAUACCUGUUUUUUUUCCUCAUCUGGUUUAUUUUAAACACAUCACGAUGUGUAGGAAUCUCUAAAUAUACUGCAAAUAUAAACAAAACCAAAAAAAAAGAGGAAAA